This is a messenger RNA of Phaeodactylum tricornutum CCAP 1055/1, 2025 nucleotides long. RefSeq lists its product with no specific name. The record is from RefSeq and is a predicted model, not a curated record. Bases 517 to 1911 code for a protein of 464 amino acids. The transcript is spliced from 3 exons. NCBI's taxonomy places the organism in Eukaryota, Bacillariophyta, Bacillariophyceae, Surirellales, Neidiaceae.
GACGACAGAACCUCUACUAUGGGACGGAGGGUUUUCAUUGCCACCGACGACUGCUUUCUUGUUCGAUCGAAAUUGUAUCGAGAACGGCAUUCGAAUUCGUCGACUCCGUUGCAAGGACCAAUGCCGGACUCGCAAUCGUACGAAAUCUUCGCAUGCGUAACUGGCUUACGCGGCCUGAAUUCACUGUCAACGUCACGCAAUCUGGGGUAGACUGUGAUGGCCACAUGAGCGCGGACAAUUAUGAUGGGAUUGCCAGGCAAAUCCUUUCAAUCUGGAUAUGAUAAGGAAUGUCAAAACGUGAACCAAAAAAUGAACGAUUACAGAUAUGUCUACGUACGGCCGGUAGUGAAGUUCAACCAAAGUAUCCACGAAUGGCGGCGAUUCUCACCGGUCCUCGCAUCAAGAACGACUGCACCUAUCCGAUUCUCCGUUUUUACAGAGCUCACAUUUCGUUGGGAAGCAACGUAUUCACCACCCUCUCCCUUCUACAAGAUAAAAUUGUGUUGCUAACCCAAGAUGCUCUUCAAACUUGCGAUCAUCUGGGCCACUUUGACGAGCGCUACCCAGGCUCAAAACUCGGCUUGUACUGCAGCAACCUCUAUCUCUGCUCUUCCAGCUUCAGUGAGCGGGGACACCUCCAAUGUUUCUCCUGUUCAAGAUGUUGCCGCUGAAAGCUGUCAACUUGCGAGGGGGCCCUUGGCCAGUAGUUGGUACUCUUACGUUGCCGAGAGCGAUGGUUGCCUCACUGCGAAAGUUACCCCACCAGCCGCGGAUGAAUGGGACACCAUCUUGACGGCUCAUUCGGGUGACAGUUGCUCCGCUCUUUCGUGUGUUGCCAUGAACGAUGAUGUUGACGUAGUAACUGAGCGCGGAAGUGAGGUCCGCAUCAAUGCUGUUACAGGCACGACCUAUUACUUUAUGGUCGCUGGCUAUGACAAUGAUGAGCCUGGUGGUCGAUUCGAAUUUGCGCUCUCGCAAACGUCUGAUGCUACGUGCUCUAACCCGACGGGAAAUCAGUGGUGUCCUAUUUGUCCCGAUGGUGGCCAACCCAGCGCCACCGCCAUCUUCGAUGAAAAUGUGCUAUGCAGCGGUGCUGGGGCCGAUGAAGAAUCAGUCGAAGGAGACGAGGCCUGUGGUAUUCUGCAAGUGAUCGGCUCGGCCGUUUGUGGCUGUACGCCUGCGAGCACUGCGACGUGUUCUCUGUGUCCCAGCAGUGAACCUAUCUCGAGUCCCAUGCAGUCUAUCCUUGUUUCAGAGACGGUGACGUGCGGGGAUAUCAGCGUUGUCGGUGGUAGUGAUAGCUGCGGUGCUAAUAGAGACGGCCUCGCCGCCCUUUGUGGAUGCCCCGGUUCUGGUCCAGUGUGUCAGCUGUGCCCGGCUGGUUCCUCGUUUGAUCCAAACCGAUUUGUAUCACCAGACGAUGAACUCACAUGCGGUGAGAUCGAACUCGACUUUCGUAAAGAAGUCAUUCUGUUCCCCAGUAUUGGUUGCACGCCUUCCGCUGUGGAUUUUGUUUUUCAAGCGAAUGUGGUUGACUUUUGCUGCAACGGGGCUAACCUCGAGUCCAAUCCGAAUCUUACUUUUCCUCCAACCGGAUCCACUCCUAAUGGAGCUCCUAUGGCUAUGCCAAUGACAACGCUGUCGCCAGCCGCUACCACCGCUCCAGAAUCUGCUCCCACUGGCGCUCCUCAGGCUAGUUCCCCCACUGUCAUCAACACCUCGACUCCAGGAUCUGUAACCACUACUUCCCCCAUGGCUACGCCAGUGACAACGACUGCACCAGCUACCACGCCGACUUCAGAAACUCCUAACUCUGCCACGCCCACGUCUAGCCCUCCUGUCUCGCAACCUGCAGGAACUUCCGACGCUUCUCGCUCCCGCAUCUCUGUGUCUGCUUUUAAAGCGUGCUAAGCGUGCUGAGGUUGAAUAGCGUAAAAGUGGUAGUAUAAAGUGCCAUGUCAAUGGGCUUUUGAUUGGUAGAAAUCCCGGUAAUGGCUUAGACUCUGCAUUAGAAACGUAAUAAAA